Molecule: messenger RNA, 1692 nt
Organism: Daphnia magna
Lineage: Eukaryota; Metazoa; Arthropoda; Branchiopoda; Diplostraca; Daphniidae
Exons: 2
Coding region: 1-1692 (563 amino acids)
Biological process (GO): DNA integration
Molecular function (GO): nucleic acid binding
Source: RefSeq, a predicted model, not a curated record
AUGACUGUUGUUCGGUGGAUCCAUGCCAGCCAUCGUCGUUACAACGUGUUCGUCGCAAACAGAAUAGCUGAGAUCCUGGAUUCAACGACCCCUCCGCAAUGGAGACAUGUUCCUGGUGUACUUAACCCAGCAGACGAAUGCAGUCGUGGUCUCUGUCCGUCCGAGCUCGAUCCAAAUCAUCGCUGGUACCGUGGACCUGAGUUUCUAGUUUUGCCGCCCGAGCAAUGGCCGGCCCAGAUUCCAGCGACAGAAUUGAUCGACCACGAAGACGAGUCUAUUGGCUGUUUCCUAAUCGCCAAUCCUAGCGGGCCAGUAGAUGACGUGGCACGAGCCGAUAAUCUACAUCGCCUAAUUCGCAUCGCCGCUUGGAUUGAAAGAUUCGUUCGCAACAUCCAGAUCCUCGUUCAUCGGAGAGGUGCCAGAGAAAGGUCUUUUCUGGAUGGCAAUCAUGAAGAAGCAGCGACCGGACAAAAUGACACCGGAAUCAUUCGUGUUGGUGGCCGCCUCGAAAAUGCCCCCAUCAGCGCUGAAGCCCGUCAUCCUGCCGUUCUGGAACCCAAGCAGCCGCUCACCCGAUUGUUCAUACGCUGGGCGCAUAUUUCCGUGGCUCAUGGACGAGCUGAUCGCACUCUUGCGGAAGUUCGUGCUCGCUACUGGGUUUUGAAAGGACGCGAAGCAACAAAGUCGGUCAUCACGACUUGCCUGUACUGUUCCCGCAUGAGAGCCAAGCCGUUUCAGCCGAUGAUGGCCCCGCUUCCAGCGGAGCGGGUCCAACCGUUCAGCCCUCCAUUUACCCGUAUUGGAGUGUACUUCCUCGGUCCCUUCCCUUUUUCAAUUGGCCGGCGAACAGAAAAUCGUUGGAUUGCACUUUUUACCUGCCUCUCCACCCGUGCUAUCCACCUCGAAACUACCCCGUCCAUGGAUGUGAAUUCCUUUUUAAUGGCUUUUACCCGUUUCGUCAGUCGUCGGGGUGCCCCGACCGAUGUUUUUAGCGACAACGGUACCAAUCUGACAGCAGGAGAACGUGAGCUGCGUGAGGCGGUUACCCGCCUUAACGACGUGAAAAUCGCUGACCAACUUGCUCAGAAAGAAAUUCGUUGGCACUUCUCCCCGCCUUCUGCCCCGCAUUUCGGAGGUGUUUGGGAGCGUCUGGUUCUCUCGUGCAAGGAGGCCCUGCGCGCUAUCCUCGGUCAGCAGACGGUGAAGGAGGAAACCUUUGCAACGGUCAUCAUCGAAGUUGAGGGCCUGCUCAACAAUCGACCGUUGACGGAUCUAGGUGCGGUCCCGCAAGAAUUCGAGCCGUUAACCCCGAAUCAUUUUUUGUUGGGGCGCCCCAAUCCCCACUUGCCCGCUGACGUCAUCGACCCGGAAAUCAAAUGUUUUCGCCGAAGAUGGUUUCAUGCACAGCAGAUCGUGGAUCGUUUGUGGAGCCGGUGGUUACGGGAAUACCUGCCGACCCUCACGACCCGCAACAAAUGGACCCGAUCGCGAAACAACUUGGAGGUGAACGACAUGGUGCUUAUGGUGGAUCCAAAGUCGCCGCGCGGACACUGGCCAAUUUAUCGUGUUGCCAGAGUUUUACCUGGCUCUGAUGGUGUAGUACGCGCGGCUGAAAUCAUUACGAAGUCCGGCAAGACCUACACCCGCCCAGUUGUGCGAUUAUGUCGCUUGGAAGCCUUUAGUGCUGCUUAA